This is a messenger RNA of Aureobasidium pullulans EXF-150, 2100 nucleotides long. RefSeq lists its product as uncharacterized. Lineage: Eukaryota; Fungi; Ascomycota; Dothideomycetes; Dothideales; Saccotheciaceae. Bases 1 to 2100 code for a protein of 699 amino acids. The transcript has 3 exons. The record is from RefSeq and is a predicted model, not a curated record.
AUGUCGGCAGAUAGAUUACUAGCCACUUUGCUCAGAUAUCUGCAGUCUACUUCCGACCAACAAGACACUCCACGACUGCUCGGCACUGCUCUAUCACUGUUGACUUCGUUGAAUAAUCCCCUGAAUAUCACUCUACUUACCAGUCAACUACUAUCCGCGCCAGCCUUGUGGGCUCGUCCAAAUGCCUUGUCAUCUUCGUUAACCUUCAUGAGCCUGUUCCACUCGGCCGCCAUUAAAUGCCAUGAACGCGAAGUCGCCGACCGACAUGACCAUCCACUUCCUCUAGCAGCCCGUCCACAUCUCGAGUCCCAUCUUCCUUUGGACCAAUGGAUCACAGCUGUCAUCAAGGGUGCUGAUGAGCAUUCCUCUCCGGCCAACCACGCCCUCACCAUAGGAGGCUUGAUGGUCGGCCUGGCCAGUCGCCAUCAUGACUUCAUGACCACCAACCUCGGCUUGAUACUACGGACCGCCUUUGUUAAAGCCGUCAAUCUGGCGCUGCUAGAAACCCAGCCCGAGGACGACUUGGCUCAUGGCUCCAUUGUUCUGCCUCUCAACCACGCUUUCACUCACCUGUCUGACUUGGACCGAGCAGCUCUUGAUUACGAUCGUCUUCUUCCCGUGCUCAUGAGUACCACAUUGCACUCGUCAAAUGGCCUGAGGUCCGCCUACUUCUUGGGUGCAGCAGAUGCUGAGCUCCAGCAGGUCUCGAGUCAACAGUUCAAUUGGCCUUCAGACUCGCCGUCAUACCAACAGGUCGACUCUAUCCUUAAAAGUCCACUGAUAUCGUCUCUCGGUCCCUUGUCGAGACUGAUAGCGCAUACAAUAGACCAUGUACAAGACACGUGGCUGGUACUGUCUGCUGUUGAAGACAUAGCAGACUUUUCGAAACGUCUCGGAAUUCAAUGGAGACAAAACAAGCUGUCAGAGAUCGAUGCUUCGGAAGAAGCCAUCUUCCUUCAUGAAGAAGCCCGUACGACGACCCUUCCUACCCUGUGGAGGCUGCUUCGAUCCAUCCUGUUUGCGAUCGUCAUCAUGCUCCGUAGCGCUGUUGCUCGUGUAGUCGGGGAUGUGUCUUUGGCAGCCCACAAGAAUGCACCUCAUAUUGCUCAAGCGACCUUGCACUCCCUCCGCAAUCUUUCUUUCAUCUUCACCCGUCUAGGCAACGUCUCGUUCUCGCAAUAUACCUUUACCUAUCUCACCUCGAUCGACAUACUCGCCAAUUACCCAACUCAGUCGUCUACUUUCCUAGAUUCUAUAGCACCUUCUGAGCCUGGUCAAAUCCCCUCCCAUCCCCUCGAGCGUAACUUUGACUUCUUUUUCCUCAACACAGCCGAACACUUCGCUCUCAUCCUCUCACCACGUCAGAACGAAGACCUUCUACUCGCCGCGUCAUCCCCCUACCUCAUCACAGCCGGCAACCCCAACCUUCUCCCCAUCUUCGAAGCCGCUCACAGCGUCACCCUAUCAGUCUUCUCCGCGCCCCAAAACGUCGACCUCACAGCAAAACACCUCCCCUUCUACGUUGACGCCUUAUUCCGUGUAUUCCCACACAAUUUGUCUUCCCGCCAAUUCAGACUCGCUUUCAAAAAUCUCAUCAAGGUCGUUUCACCACCUAGUCGUACAGCUGUAGCACAACCAAUGCUCGCCGCUACCCUCCUCGACCUUGUGCAUGAACGUGCCAUCCACGCCCCGACCGCUCCCUUACCACCAAGCUAUGUGCCUGCUCAACAAACCGCACCAGAACUCGAGAGCGCCCCUAAAUCUAGCAUACCCGAUCUGUCUGAACAAGCAGUACUGGUGCUCACUCUGAUCGACGCUUUCCCAUGCCUCUCUCUGGCUCUGUUGGAAGAAUGGCUCCCCUUGACUGCCGCAGCAGCACAGACGAUUUCAGACACAGAUAUGCGUGAAUACUGCAAAAAGCAUUUCUGGGAGGUCUUGGUCGGUGGCGAGAUGGAUCCGGAGCGUAGUCAGAUCUGUGUGCGCUGGUGGACUUCAAGAGGAGGACAGGAGGCAUUGCUCACGGCUGACAACCCGGCAGAAGAUCAAUUUGUCAUGAGUGGUGGUUUGGGUGAGCAAGAUAAAAUCAUGGCCAAGUUAUGA